Prorocentrum cordatum is the source of this 2122-nucleotide messenger RNA. Lineage: Eukaryota; Dinophyceae; Prorocentrales; Prorocentraceae. The record is from the annotation of a GenBank genome assembly.
AAGCCGUUUCUGGAGCCCGCAGGUUGUAAGGCACCCCCGCCCCGCCCCGACUCCUGCCUCGGGGCCGGCUUUCCGCCCCAACUCCACCACUGAUCCCGCGUCUCGAAGGCUGACCUCCGUGAUGCUCCCCCUCGGCGCGGCAUGGCGCGCGGGCUGCCGGCCGCAGGGCCCCACAGGGCGGCCGCCCCGAGGGCUGCCGCGGGGGCCAGCCAGCAGGCCGCCUCGCACCUGACGGCCAAGCUGGCGGCCGAGAAGACCGCCAGCGGCAUCUUUCGGCUCUGCGAGCGGCGCUGCGACGAGUUCAACGCCGUCCACGGCACCACUGCUCUGUACCGGCUGGCCAAGUCUGGGUGCUCUCCGAAGACGCUCGAGCAGGGGCGCCUCCGCCGCCUGCUCGCGUCCCUGGCCGCGCACGCGGACCGCGGGCAGCUGACCCCGCGCAGCGCCGCGACCGCGGCUUGGUCCCUGGCGGCGCUGAGGUCCGCGGGGAUCGGGGCGGAGGCCGGGAGUUUUGCCGGGGAGCUGGAUACGGUCAAGCCGCUGAAGCGGGACAACCGCAGGACAACCAUGGAUCAGCCACAGGCGUCGGCCGCGGGCACGGUGGCCAGUGGUGACGUGCACCUCCUCAUCUGCCCUCGAGGCCCGCUCGCGCCGCUGCUCGCCGCGGCGGGGCGGCCGAUCAAGGCCUCGGACGCCUCGUUCCAGGAGUGGUGUACGGCAGCGCUGGCGGCUACGAGCUCGACAACUAGGGCAAUAGACGAGCAAGACAGGUUGACGCUGCCCCGGGCGUUCAAGGGAAUUUGGGACUACAAAUUCACUGGUGCCCUCAGGCCAGCCCUUGUCACUCCACAGAUGCGCAUGCCCGACAGCAUUGCCAAGCCCGACUACGCCUUGGAGCCGAGAGGGAUCUGCCACUCCGAGAGGACUCUGGAAGCCCAGACGGUGAUACCCGCCCUGGCCGGGGAGGACCUCGACGCGAUACGAGCGGCGGGCAGACUUGGCAGGGAGGUGCUGGACAUUGCCGCUGGUUUCCUGAGGCCCGGAGUCACUGGCGACGAGAUCGACAGGCUGGUGUCCCAAGCAUGUGUUGACAGGUGCAUCUACCCGAGCCCGCUGAAUUAUUAUGGAUUUCCGAAGUCUUUGUGUGUGUCCCCGAAUGAAGUGAUUGCUCACGGCAUCCCGAAUUGCCGACCAUUUGAGGACGGUGAUAUUGUCAACCUGGAUGUCACAAUAUAUCAUCGUGGAUUCCACGCGGACCUCAACGAGACGUACUUCAUCGGCAAAGUAUGUGAAGAUGGUCUGCGAACAGUUCAAGCAGCAUACAACGCUCUUCGAUCUGCAACCAAAUUGAUUCGCCCUGGCGCGCUCUAUAGGGACCUCGGCAACGCCAUACAGACGGAGGCCGAGCGGUACAACUGCGCGGUUGUGCGCGAGUAUUCUGGACAUGGAAUCGGCAGGCUAUUUCACGGCUGCCCCAGGAUCCCGCACUACAGGAGAAACAAAGCUGUUGGAAAGAUGAAGGUCGGCGAAGCUCAACACCAAAAAAGUCAGGGGCUCUGGGCACGAGACGAAGUUUCCCCUCGGAUGGACUUCCGCCCCAUGAAGGCCAAGAAGUUACACGGGUGUCGAGUGUGCUCCUUGUGACCUGCAUGCCUGUCGAUGGGGUUGCAUGUGGGUCUGCACGAAGUUGUCGCUGGCCAAGACCCAGAACGAGCGGAAAUCGCUGUUGACCCCUUGGAAUUGUGAUCAUGCGAGGCACCAGUACACCCCUGAGAACCUGCGCGCCAGUUUCUAAUUCUCAGCAAACUGCAAAGGUGGGGCAUGCGUUCUGCGUGGAGCCCAUGGUCAACGAUGGCACAGUGGGUUCUUGUGCGCAUUGGCCAGACAAUUGGACAGCCGUCACGGUGAACGGUAAGUUGUCUGCUGCCUUUGAGCAUACUUUCCUCGUCACCGACACGGGCUUCGAGGUGCUCACUGCUCGCCCUGGGGCCAGUCGCAAGCAGAUGCCAGAAUUCGACCCAGCGAUGUUUCAGCGGUGACCUCGCGAUGAAAAGGUUAUUGGUGACAGGGCGCUCAUGGAAUGAUCGAAGAGAGGGAACGGACCAAGGAUCCAGAGAGAGGG